This is a messenger RNA of Micromonas commoda, 1380 nucleotides long. It is a transcript of the gene ASP2, whose product is annotated as aspartate aminotransferase. Bases 1 to 1380 code for a protein of 459 amino acids. Gene Ontology annotation, biological process: biosynthetic process. The transcript is spliced from 2 exons. The record is from RefSeq and is a predicted model, not a curated record. Gene Ontology annotation, molecular function: catalytic activity; pyridoxal phosphate binding. Lineage: Eukaryota; Viridiplantae; Chlorophyta; Mamiellophyceae; Mamiellales; Mamiellaceae.
AUGCCCGUGGUCGGUUUACUCGCCACGCGCGCGUGCGCCAUCGGCGCCGCCGCGUCCAUCGCCCGCCGCGGCGCCCUGGUUCGCGCCGCGCGGGCGCCCCUCAUCCAUCAUCGCCAGGCUCGCGCCGGGUGUCUGUCCACUCGCGCGGAGGUGGACCAGACGCUUAACCCGCGCGUCGCCGCGCUGCGCCCGUCGAAGACCAUGGCGCUGACGGACAAGGCGCGGGAGAUGAAGGAGAGCGGGUUACCCGUCAUCGGGCUCGCCGCGGGGGAGCCCGACUUCGACACCCCAGCCGAGAUCGUGCGCGCGGGGUGCGACGCCAUCAAAAACGGGCACACGCGGUACUCGCCCAACACCGGCACCGCCGCCCUGCGCGAGGCGGUGUGCGCGAAGCUCAAGGAGGAGAACGGGUUGGAGUACUCCCCUUCCGAGAUUGUGCUCAGCAACGGCGCCAAGCAAUCGGUGGCGCAGGGCGUGAUCGCCACGUGCGGUCCCGGCGACGAGGUCAUCGUCCCCGCCCCGUACUGGGUCUCCUAUCCCGAGAUGUGCCGCCUCGCGGGAGCCGAGCCCGUCGUCGUCACCACCACCGCCGACGAGGGCUUCCUGCUCACCGCCGACAAGCUCCGAGCGACGCUGACCGACGACUCGCGGCUGCUCAUCCUGUGCUCCCCUUCCAACCCAUCCGGCGCGGUGUACACGAAGGAGGCGCUGGAGGCCAUCGCGGACGUCGUCAGGUCGCACCCGAGGCUCCUCGUCCUCGCCGACGAGAUCUACGAGCACAUCAUCUACGAGCCCGCGAAGCACUUCUCCUUCGCCGCCAUUCCCGGCAUGCGAGAGCGAACGCUCACCGUCAACGGAUUCUCCAAGGCUUUCGCCAUGACCGGCUGGCGCCUCGGAUACCUCGCCGCGCCGCAGCACUUCGCCACCGCGACCGCCAAGAUCCAGGGCCAGACCACGUCCGGACCUUCGUCCAUCUCCCAGGAGGCGGCGAUGGCGGCGCUCGGUCUCGGCAAGUUCGGCGGCGCCCCCGUGGCGACGAUGAAGGCGGCGUUUCAAAAGCGUCGCGAUUACGUUUUCGAUCGGCUGUCGAAGAUCGAGGGCGUGAAGCUCGCGUCGCCGCAGGGCGCGUUCUACGUCUUCCCCGACGUCUCCGGCCUCGUGGGCGACGGGUGCGUCGCGGAGGGGUUCGGACCGAUCGCCGACGCCGACGCCUUGUGCGAGUACCUGCUGGAGAAGGCUCAGGUGGCGCUGGUGCCCGGGAGCGCGUUUGGUAACCCCGAGUGCCUUCGGAUCUCGUACGCGGCGAGCGACGAGACGCUGCGGGAGGCGCUGGAUAGGAUCGAGAAGGCGCUGGCGCCCGAGGUGUACGUCCGCGGAUAG